AUGCGCAGGAUACCUAAGAUUUACGAGCCCGUCAUUGAUGCGGCCAUUGGACGCAUUGCCGGGCAGCGACAUGUGUCAAAGUAUGUGUGCAAGCGAUGUCUGCGGCACGGUUCUUCCAGUCAGCUGCCUCCAACAUCAACGGCACGAUUCUCCACCAGUGCGGCUAGUUCAGCUGCGCUUGGAAUGGACAAAUUUUCAAGCGCAAUGAAAGGGGAGACGUCGAUGUUUGAUGGAAAGGCAGAACAAAACGAGACGGACUUCAAGCCCGCAGAAACCUGGGAGGGCCUUGAGUGGGUUGGCACCAGACAAUGGUACGAACAGCAGAAACGACCAUCGAAGCCAUUUCAAGGAUACGGCCGCAUCACGGCACCAUUGAAGGAUCGAAUAAAAAUUCGGGAUGAGCUGCUAAAAGCCAUUGUCGAAGUUUUCACCAUCAAGAAAGCAGCUCCAGAUGCAUGGAAGACGCGGCUGAGGCAGGCCACCGUGGAUGACGCUGAGUUGUUCCCCCGCGGCAUUCGCAUUGGCAGUGAUCCUCAUACCAAAGAGCUAGUCUUGGAGUUUGAGAACGGAGAGGUAGAGAAACAGUUCUCGGACCAUUUGCAGAGGACAAUCAACUCGGAGAGCCAAAGAGCGAGAGAAGAGAUCUCAGACACUGGAUCCUCAACAGCCGAAGCUGCGCAAGCCACACAGUCAAGCUCGGAGGACUUCGCAUUUGCUGAUCUUAGGAGCGAGAGCUAUGGCAAAUGGUCGUCGAUCAGCCUCGAAGAUUUGGGUGUCAGGUUUGCGAUUGCGAGGCGAGUUCAGCAACGCACUGGGAUCAGGCUGACGGAUCCGCAAUUCACGCACGCGACUACGGCUGGAGCCAUGUUCAAUCAUUUGUGGAAGCCUGAGAAGCCCAAGAAACUUGCCGAAAGACUGAUGAGCAACGAAGAAUUGGCCAACCUGCCCAACGUGAAGAUUGCUGACCACAGAAUCACAUUUGUGCACCGCGAACGUGAAGUAGGCCGAUGGAAGGUCAUUGAAGAAGAAUUGAAUGAGCGCGGAAUCCCAGCUUUGGGUACGCCCGGCUUCAAGAAGCGAUCUGGGAAGGUGUGA
Verruconis gallopava is the source of this 1095-nucleotide messenger RNA. RefSeq lists its product as uncharacterized. Lineage: Eukaryota; Fungi; Ascomycota; Dothideomycetes; Venturiales; Sympoventuriaceae. The record is from RefSeq and is a predicted model, not a curated record. The coding region runs from base 1 to 1095 and encodes 364 amino acids. The transcript is spliced from 3 exons. Gene Ontology annotation, cellular component: mitochondrion.